Ceratotherium simum simum (southern white rhinoceros) is the source of this 1851-nucleotide messenger RNA. NCBI's taxonomy places the organism in Eukaryota, Metazoa, Chordata, Mammalia, Perissodactyla, Rhinocerotidae. The record is from RefSeq and is a predicted model, not a curated record.
AUGGCAGGGCCAGGGCAGGAGCCGGGCGAGCUGGGGGGACGAUGUCGCAGUGACGCAGGCCUGAAGACCAGGUCUCGAGCCGGGGCAGUGGUGGAGGUGGCUGAAGUAGUCAGAUCCCGGAAUAUUCUGCAGGGAGAGCUGACCAGAGUCCCUGACAGAUUGGACGAGGGAGGGGACCAGGCCUGCUGGCCGAGCCCGUCCCCUCAGCUGAUGCUGGGGCCUUUCCAGGGCCGGAGCGACGUGCGGCCAGCAGCGGGCGGUGAGGCCCAGUGGCUGGAGGCGCAGCUGGAGGUGAAGCUGGUGACAGCGGGCAGCCCUGUGGUCCUCGCUGGAAACCUCAGCCGGCAGCCGGGGAGCAAGCUGGCCUUCUCCGUGUCGCUGAGCAACCUGCUGAGCACCCAGGCCCACCUGUCAGUGCUGCUGGAGAAGAAGGCAGAGGACGGGCUGCAGGUGGCGGUCCUGGCUGGCGAGCUCUCUGUGCCGGGGCUCGUGGGGCUGCGCACCCUGGGCCGGCUGCAGCAGCGGGGGCGCCUCUGGACCAGCUCCCUGAGGAUCAAGUACGGCCUCCUGGGUCAGGCGGAGCGGCUGGCGCAGGAGUGCAGCACCGGCCAGCAGCUACGGGCGGAGAGUAGCCCAGAGGGCGCCUACAAGCUGGAGCUGGACCACGAGCUCCACUGCACGCAGCUCCCAGCCUUCAGCCACAAGGUCCAGCUCCGGCACGAGGAUGGCUCGGGCCACUUGCACUGGCAGCUGCAGGCGAGCUACGGGCGGCACUGGGCUGAGAGCAGCAAUCCGAGACGGCUCCGCGUCAGCCAGACCUUCCAGAACGACUCGGGCCCAGCACUGAGCAAUUACUUCGUGGAGUUUGUGCUGCAGGUGCCCGUGAAGCAGGUGGAUUGCCGUAUGCAGCUGCACCACUUGAGCCUCCGCCAGCCCCACGUGGAGAGCAGCACGUUCCUGAAGGUGCAGUACAACGGGCGGCUGCCCUUCGUGGCAGGCUUGCAGUGGAAGGACACAUCCCGGGCCACCCUGUGGAAGUGGGAAGGAGCCUUGACCCUGGACAGUCCGUGGCUGAUGGUCUCUGCGGCUCACAGGCUGUACUGGCCUCAUCGAGCCACGUUCCAGGCGGGCCUGGAGCUGACGCUGGGCAAGGCCUGGACUCUCAAGAAUCUGGUGAUGAACGUGGCCUGCAGGGGCCAGGGCCUCGCCAGGGAGGGCAAGAUCCACAUCUACACCCCAGCGACCACUUACCUCCGGGUUUCCACGGUGAUGACCUUGGCACGGAGCCUCUUCCGCAGCUGGAGUGAGGUGGAAUCCGCCUGGAGUGCGGCAGUGCAGAGCGAGAUCCGGGCUGAGAACAGCCGGGACCGUAAGACCCUUCACUGCUGGUUGAAGGGCCCCCGGCGGGAGCUGAACCUGACGGCGGCCUACAGGCACGCGGAGCAGCCCCGGAAGACCCACGUGUCGCUGAUGGCUCUGGGGACCCGUGCUGGGGGCCAGCCUCAGGGCCUGCAGUUGGAGGGUGAGCUGGAGGAGCUGACCCACGACAGCGUGUUGUACCGGAAGCGGGGGACCUUCCUCCUUAGGCACCCGUUGGCUCUGCCAGGCCCGCAGAGCCUGCUCCUGCAGGAGACGUUCACGGUGGAGAAGCAGCAGCAGCGGUCCUCCCUGGAGACCAGGGUUGUCCUGAAUGGCCGAGAGGAGACCCUGCAGACCAUCGUCCUGGGCUACCAGGCGGGGCACCCCUAUGUCUGUGCAGGCCUGACCCACCCCUACAGCGGCACGGCCAUCCCCGGGAGCCUGGAGGGUCCGCUUGACAGCCAGAGGGAUCUUUUCAUCAUGCUGGCGUAA